Molecule: messenger RNA, 1165 nt
Organism: Colletotrichum acutatum
Lineage: Eukaryota; Fungi; Ascomycota; Sordariomycetes; Glomerellales; Glomerellaceae
Exons: 1
Coding region: 124-924 (266 amino acids)
Source: RefSeq, a predicted model, not a curated record
UUGAAAAGAAGCUUGAAAAGAAGCUAUAACAAGGGGGAAGCCGAAGGGAUGGGAAUGGAUGGAACGGCACGCGUAGCAGGAUAGCGACGAGAUCUCCAAGACUUCAAGAGGAGAACCCAAAAGAUGAGACGAAAAAGGGGACCUGGGUUUAGUUUUGUAGGUUUCGUUUCUUGGUCAUGUUGCACUCUUGAUGGACAGCUUCUUCGCGGUGAUGAUCCACCGGGAUGGGUGGUGUGGUGGUUGCUCAGGGGGUCUCUCGCCUGUCACCACCCACCCCAUGAUCCAUCUCGCCCUGUUAAGCUACGGGAAUUGGAAAGGGGCGUGUAUGCACAUGGGGAUAGAGGUCAGCGUUUGUUGGUGGUGUUGAACCAUGCGGCGGCCGUAGAUGCUGGUUCGGGGGUGCUUGACCGCACGGAAGUUAAGGUAGAAAUGCAGAGAAUUGUAGCUUCCUUGCGUAUGUUGUAUUAUUCCGCUUCCAUUCAUCUAGUCCCGGUGAUCAGCUCCCGAUGUGAACUCACUUACAGAGUCUCUAGACGAUUCAAUACAUUGAGCAUAUCCAGCCUGCCUGAUUUGGACGACAAUUGGAUGUAUCUGGAGACGAUUGGUGGGAAAUGGGCACAAAGUUUGAGCUCCCAAGGGGGGAUGGCGGACGGGAGGCGUCCUCCGAAACGGGCAGAAUUGGUGGGGAAUCCCUGGUGUUUGGGUGAUAUUGAAGGGGCAGAGGACGGGGCCACUCGGGGCCGGGGUGUGAUGGACAUACGGCGGGCGGCGGAGGAUUUUUGGCUUCUCAGGUUGAUGAUGGUGGCCGGAGAGUUGUUUUGGAGUUACAUGGUGGACAUGGGCUUUGUUUGUGAGAUACGAGUGCGCAGAGUGCGAGGCUUAUAUUCCGUCUUUAUUUGUGUGGAGGCCAUGCAUACCAGGUAAAGUAAUACGGUGGAAUAGCUUAAAGGGGGAUGCUCUUCGGCCUUGCGCAUGUUCCAUUCCCAUACUACGUACGCAUACCCGGUACACACCUUUGGUGGUAAAUGUGCAAAGUGAGAUGCUGUAUUAAGGUUGGAUAGGGAUGCUACUCUGCAUCAUUCGGCCGAUGACUUUCCCACCUGUCAGACGUCAUUCUCGAUAGUGCUGUACAUAAGUUGUCCAAGUCUGCGAUGCGGCAAUCGUG